This is a messenger RNA of Phlebotomus argentipes, 2713 nucleotides long. RefSeq names its product ATP-dependent DNA helicase Q5 (gene RecQ5). Gene Ontology annotation, molecular function: four-way junction helicase activity; 3'-5' DNA helicase activity; nucleic acid binding. Gene Ontology annotation, biological process: double-strand break repair via homologous recombination. Lineage: Eukaryota; Metazoa; Arthropoda; Insecta; Diptera; Psychodidae. The transcript has 3 exons. Gene Ontology annotation, cellular component: chromosome; cytoplasm. Bases 41 to 2683 code for a protein of 880 amino acids. The record is from RefSeq and is a predicted model, not a curated record.
CGCUUUUCUGGUGCCACAAAUCUCUUGAAAAGUGCAUAAAAUGACCGAAAAAUCGGCAGAAGGUGAAUUUGAUUUGGAGGAAAAGCUGAAGGAACACUUUCAUCACACGACUUUUCGUUCGAAGCUGCAGAGAGAUGCGAUAAAAACUAUUUUAAAGGGCAAAUGCGACGUGUAUAUCUCAAUGCCCACGGGAUCUGGCAAGUCUCUGUGCUUCCAAAUGCCAGGAGUGCUGCAGGAGAACAAGAUCACUCUGGUGUUUUCGCCACUUUUGGCCCUCAUCAAGGAUCAAUUGGAUCACUUGGCGAAGUUGAGAAUCCGCGCAGAGUCGAUCAACUCGAAGAUGACGAUGAAGGAGCGCAGCGAUGUCUAUGCGGACAUCAAAUCCAUGAGGCCCAGCAUCAAAUUCCUCUACAUAACGCCCGAGUUCGCCGCCACGGGAGCCUUUUCCGAGCUCAUCACGCACAUGGUGAAGUACAACAAAGUGGCGUACUUUGUGGUGGACGAGGCGCACUGUGUCUCUCAGUGGGGACACGACUUCCGGAAGGACUAUCUGAAGUUGGGCGAGAUCAGGAUGAAGUUCCCGAAGAUUCCCUGGAUUGCUCUCACGGCCACGGCGUCGCGAGAAGUGGUGAAGGACAUCAUCAAGAAUCUGCGCUUCAGGGAACCCAUGGCGAAGUUCAUGACUCCCUGCUUCAGGGAGAAUCUCUUCUACGAUGUGAUAUUUAAGAACUCCAUCAACAACGACUUCCAACACCUCAAGGAGUUCAUUCUGCAGUGCAAGGAGGGCGAUAGUGACGCUGUUCCCUGUGGGAUCAUCUACUGUCGCACGCGCGAACAGGUGGAGCGUGUGGCCAAGAACUUGACUGACUGUGGACUCGUGACAUUUCCCUACCACGCGGGCCUGAAGCCGGCCGACAGGAUAACCACGCAGGAGGAGUGGAUGACUGGAAAGUAUCCUGUGAUCUGUGCCACCAUCUCCUUUGGUAUGGGCGUGGAUAAGUCUGCUGUUCGCUUUGUCGUGCACUGGGACAUCCCGCAGAGCAUCGCUGGCUACUACCAAGAGUCCGGCAGGGCUGGAAGGGAUGGCAAGAAGUCCUUCUGUCGACUGUAUUACUGUCGCAGUGAGACGAAUUCGGUGGAGUUUCUGCUGAAGCAGGACAUUGGGAAGUCCAAGACGGACGAUAGACUCGAAAAGGCCAAGCAAAACCUCAAGAAUUUCGAGAAGAUGAUCAAAUACUGCGAAACCACUGAAUGCAGACACAAACUGUUUGCCGAUUUCUUUGGGGACAAGCCUCCGAAGUGCAUCAAUCGGUGCGAUGUGUGCAAGAAUCCCAAGCAAGCUGCUGCUGCGCUGGAGAAAUUUCACUCUCUGUCCGCCACUGGGCGAAUUGGGGGCUCCCUGUCGUAUGACUACGACAAUUACAGUGAGGAUUUGUACGAGGGAGGACGACAAGCGCAGAAGAUGUUGGAGUCUGAGUACUCAGACAGUGAUUCCUCGCCGGCGAAUCGCGAAAUGAAGGCGAAGAAGGAGCGAAUUAGUCUGAUUCAGAAGCAAUUUGCCGCCAGGAAGUUGGCAGCGGCGAAGUUCUUGGAGAAGGAACAGCCCACGGCGAGGAUAUCUCGCGUGAAGCACGCCAUGAGCACGGAGACGAAGAUCGUGGGACUGACAAUAACGCUGAGGGAGAGCUAUUUGAGCAUGAUUGCCGAUCUGUUGAAGAAGAACUAUGAAGCUGGCCAAGAGGAUGAAUCCGUGCCCAAGACGCUCGUCUACAGAGACUUUGAGGAUAUCAGCGUUGAGCUGGAGUACGAAGCAUUCACGUCCAACAAAGUGAUUACGUUGUACAGAAGAUCUGCGGCCAAGUUGAUGGCGAGUAUCAAAGCAUCAACGGCUGUCGGUGAGUUUUAUCAGUCAUUUAGGAGCUAUGAGCCAAAGAAGAGAGAACCUCGCGGUGGUGAAUCAGGGGACAUUGCCAAGAGUAUAGAGGAGAAGGAGAAGAAGACAAGUGUGGAGAAGAGAAAACCUCGAAAGUCCCUCAAGAGAGACUAUAUGAAGCAGACUUCGCUGAUGAAUUUCUUCGAAAGCAGUCAGAAGAGUGGAGAAAAGGAGGCAGAAGAGGAGCCAGAAGACGAUCUGCAGGAGGUGAAGAUGGAACUUGUGUCGGAAGAUGAGGAGGAAGCAGAUGAGAAACCUGUUGUGCCUUCGCUGACUGAGUUGCUCGAGAAGAUCAGCAAGCCAUUGCCGAAGGGUGGUGAAGAGAUGACACCAGAGAUGCAGCAAAAGAGGCCUCUUGAGGACGAUGCUGGCGAUGUGAAGCCUGAGAAGCGACACAAGUAUGAUCUGCCGAUUGAGAUAUCGCCUCAGACGCAGGAGUAUCUGGAUCAGGUGGAGAAGAUUGAGAAGAAAGUGGUGCAAACGCCGUCAACUGCCAAGGAGGAGAAAGUUUCGCGGGAUGAGAAGUACGUGAAGGCGCAGAAGAGCAAAUUAGCUGAACUCGUGGUCAGCUACUUGAUGCCAUACUACAGAGAGAAGCGCUUUCAAUCCAAGGAUGUGUUUAAGAAGCUCGCGAAGCACCUUUCACACAAAUUCUACGAAGCACGUGCAGAUAAAUCAGCAAUUAAGCGUACUGUGGAGGAUAUUUUUAACAAGACACCAAUCAUCAGGACGGAGAAAGAUUUUAUGUGAACGUGGUGAGUGUUUAUUUUUUGCACAUUU